Messenger RNA from Melitaea cinxia (Glanville fritillary), 2439 nucleotides. RefSeq lists its product as uncharacterized. Lineage: Eukaryota; Metazoa; Arthropoda; Insecta; Lepidoptera; Nymphalidae. Bases 1 to 2439 code for a protein of 812 amino acids. The record is from RefSeq and is a predicted model, not a curated record. The transcript is spliced from 2 exons. Gene Ontology annotation, molecular function: catalytic activity.
AUGGAUUCCAAAGUUUUUGUAUAUUACCAAAAUGUUCGUGGACUUCGUUCAAAAACCAGUUACUUUUUUUCCCGUGUGCUUAAUGUCGAAUACGAUGUUAUUUGCCUGACUGAAACAUGGUUGAUGCCCAGUUUAUUUGAUUCCGAGCUCUUUGACUCCAGAUAUUCAGUGUACCGUUGUGAUCGCGAUUAUGAAUCUCGAAAUGAAAAACUGGGAGGUGGUGUACUGAUUGCUGUGCGAAAGGGAUUGACUGUUAAGGAUGUUGUUGUCCAACCGUCUACUAAAACUUGUUCAUCGGAUGUAAUUUCCAUUUGUAUUGGCGUUAAAUCUAACAAUAAGCCUAUAUAUUGCUGCUACUUCCCCCAGUGCUUGUUACAACGCGAUGACCAAUUUAAGUUUUACGAACAGGUGUCUGAAUCAAUCAUUUUGCACCCUAAAGAUCUUUAUCUUUUGGUCGGUGAUUUUAAUAUUUCAACCGCUAAUUGGUCUGUUGAUCAUACAGGCGCUACUAAACUAUCUCACUUGCAACAAGGUUCACAUGUUCAGGUAAACUCGCUAUCGACUUUUUUGCACAUAAAUAAUCUUAACCAAUUUAACAUAGUUCCUAAUUCUAAUAAUCGAUAUCUGGAUUUGGUAAUAAGUAAUGCUAACAGUGUUUUAGUGAAACAGUGUGAGUUUCCACUAGUUAAAGAAGAUUCACAUCACCCGGCUCUGGAUAUUGAUUUUACUUAUUUAAGGUCUAACCAUCUUACGGGUGUUCCGAGGGUUGUUAAGCUUUUUAACAAAGCUGACUACAGUGUUAUUAAUAAAAAGUUGUCUGAGGUUAAUUGGCUGGAAUGUUUGAAUUGCUUGGAUAUGGAAAGUGCUGUUGAAGUUUUUUAUAAUAUUAUCAAUAAAGUUAUUGAUACGUUUGUUCCUACUAAGGUUGUACUUGAGCAUAGAAAAUAUCCUAUCUGGUAUUCUUCUUCUCUCGUCAAGGUUAUAAAGGAAAAGUUAAAGUUUCAUAAAAAAUGGAAAAUUUACGGUAACUAUAGGGACUAUUGUACGUUUAGGAUGCUGCGUAAGAGACAAAAAACGGUUGAAAACGAUUGCUAUAAGAAAUACAUAGAUCAUGCUGAGAAUACCAUUGCUAAAAAUUCUAAAUAUUUUUGGACAUUUGUAAAAUCUAAACGCCAAAAUACUGAAUUGCCUGAUAUGUUUUAUCUGGAUAAUUAUUUUACAAGUGAUGGACAAGAGAUUACUAAUCUCUGUAACAGCUAUUUUUAUUCAUCCUUUGAGUCAAAUUCCGGUAUUUCUUCGUCUAAUAGUAACGACUACGAUAUUCAUACUUGCAACAACAGUUUAAACCUGUUUUCUGUUGAUAUUUCUUUGUCAAUGGUGGACAAAUAUUUAAAAUCUUUAAGUCUAAAUAAAGGCAGUGGCCCUGAUGGGAUACCUGCUAUAUUUUUGAAGAGCUGUUCUGACAGCUUGAGGUUUCCCAUAUAUUGUCUUUUUUCUAAAUCUUUGCGAACAUCUGUAAUGCCUUCUCAAUGGAAAAGAUCUUAUGUCAUACCAAUCCUUAAAAGCGGUGAUAAACAUAACAUAAAAAAUUACCGACCUAUUUCAAAGUUAAGCUGCAUUCCGAAGAUGUUUGAAAAGAUUAUAUACGACAUUAUACUACCUAUAAUAAGACCUACGAUCAUUACCCAGCAGCAUGGAUUUAUUAAUAGAAAAUCAACGGAGACAAAUCUUUUGGAAUACGUUGAUUUUAUUUCAUGUGCAAUGGACAAAGGUUUUCAGGUUGACGCCGUGUACACAGAUUUUUCUAAGGCUUUCGAUAAAAUAUCUCAUUCGAUUCUUCUUGAUAAAUUGAAAUACAUCGGUGUGCACGGUGACCUUCUGCGUUGGAUUGAGUCGUACCUUGCUAACCGUAGUCAAGCAGUGACUAUAAAAGGAUUUACUUCAUCUUUUAUUCCAGUGCCAUCCGGGAACCGCACCAGCACCGAGCCAGCACCAUCACCAGCACCGUGCCAGAACUGCGCAAGAACCGCACCAGCACCACACCAGCACCCCACCAGCACCGCGCCAGCUCCGCGCAAGCACCGCGCAAGCACCGCGCCAGCACCGCGCCAGCACCGCGCCAGCACCGCACUGGCACCACGCCGGCACCGCACCGGCACCGCGCCAGAACCGCGCCAGAACCGCGCCAGACCGCGCCAGCACCGCACCGGCACCGCGCCGGCAGUGCACCGGCACCGCGCCAGAACUGCGCCAGAACCGCGCCAGAACCGCGCCAGAACCGCACCAGAAUCGCACCGGCACCGCGCCGGCACCGCACCGUCACCGCGCCAGAACCGCGCCAGAACCGCACCAGCACCGAAAAACUCGAGCGUCGAAAGAACUAAAAUUUUAGAAAUUCCGAAACAUUUUAAUUCAAUGGUUAAAGAAAAGAUUGGCUAA